AUGGCGAGUGUCCAUGAAAGUUUGUAUUUCAACCCCAUGAUGACCAACGGGGUGGUGCACGCUAAUGUGUUCGGCAUUAAAGACUGGGUGUCUCCGUAUAAGAUCUCCGUGCUGGCGCUGCUCUAUGAGAUGUCCUCUUCUAAGAUCACCCUGCCGGAGAGGAGGCGGCUCAACAAGCUCAUCCUGCCCCUCCAGCAGGGUCCGGACCUGACUCUCGAUCAGUUCCUGAAGACCGUGGAGGAGUGUUGUCCUCAGACCGCAUAUGCAGUUAAGCUCAGGCUGCAUGAAAUGGCAGACGGAGAGCUGAAAGAUAUGGAGUACUUUUUCUCCACCCUCCCCACUCCAUUCACCGCUUUUGAUUCGGAGGCUUAUAAAACCAGCGUUGUGGGACUUUUUAUGAGGCACAUGCUGCUGGCGUACAACAAGCUGUCUUUCAGUCAGGUUUACAAGCUGUACAAGUCCCUGCAGCACUAUUAUCACAGUCACUUCUCCAAGCCCGGCGACAGUUUGCCCGCGCUGGCUGCAGAUGACUCGGACAUGGACCUCACCAGCACUGAGGACACUGUCGGGGACAGGGCGGACGCCCCGCUGCUUGAGUCCGAGCUUCGAUCUGACAAUGCGCCAAGCAGGGGGCCCCUCUCUCAAAAGCAAGCUGAGUAUUUUCUUGCAAGACAGGCUUAUCUUCUGAAGAACGAUGAGAACAAAGCCCUAAAGCCGGCGGCGCUGCAGGAAGAGCUCAACAACAUGCUGAAGUUCAACCCGGACUUUGCAGAAGCGCAUUACCUGAACUACCUGAACAGCAUGAGGGUCCAGGACAUCUUCCUCUCCGCUCACAGCCUCCUGCAUUACUUCGACCGCCUCAUCCUGUCCGGCAACGAGGGGAAGAGCAACGGAGACGAGGGCUACGGCCGAAGUCUCCGCUACGCUGCUCUGAACUUGGCCAGCCUGCACUGCCGCUUCGGCCACUAUCAGCAGGCCGAUCUGGCUCUACAGGAAGCCAUCCGCAUCGCCCAGGAGUCCAACGACCACGUGUGCCUGCAGCACUGUCUGAGCUGGCUCUACACGCUGGAACAGAUGAAAGGCUCCGAAAGCACGGUGUUGACUCAGGAUUCAGUGAAAAUGGCCGCUCAUUUCUGCCUGCCGUACCUGGGAUCGCUGGACAUUCAGUCUCUGGUCCAGCAGGGGGCGAUGCAGGGUAAGGCUGCACACAAGCUGAUGGACGCGCUGAAGGACACGGAGAUCCUGCACUGGAAGCACAGUCUGUCGGAGCUGAUCGAGAUCAGCCUGGCUCAGACCACGUCCAUAUGGAGGAUGUACGGAAAGAGCACCAUGGCGCUGCAGCAGGCCCAGCUUCUUCUCAACAUGAGCAGCCUGGAGCCGGUUAACUUUGGGGUCCACCAGAACAACACGGAGGCCUUCGCUGUGGCUCUGUGCCACCUGGCCGAGCUGCACGCUGAACAGGGCCUGUACAAUGCAACGUCAGAGAUCUUCCAGCAUCUGAAAGAUCAGUUUCCUCCUCACACACAACAUUCAAAGCUCUGGAUGCUUUGUGACCUGAAAAUCCAGUUUGAGAGGCACAUGAACAACAGGAAGUAUCAUGUAGCCGAGCCGCUGGUAAAGGCCAUGUCUGCUUUAAACAAAACAGAGGGACUGUACAGGAAAGCAAUUGUUCUGAAAGCGCUGAACCGCAGCACAGAGGCAUACAGCAUCCUACAGCAGCUGCAGGCUCACUGUGAGAAGACCAAAUGCACAGAGAUAAUCAUCAGAGUGAUGCUGUCCACCGCUGAGCUUCACUGGGAGUCGUCCAGCUUCUCCACAGCUCUUCCUCUCCUCCUGCAGGCCUUGGCUCUGGCCAGGCAGCACCACCUACAGUCCCUGGCCUCAGAGACCAUCCUUCAUCUGGCCUUCACUCAGCUGAUGCUGGGCAUCCCUGAGCAGGCUCUGAGUGUUCUCCAUGAAGCCAUGGAGCCCCUCCUGGCCCACGGAGCCGUCAUGGACAAAGGCCGCGCCAUGCUGCUGGCCGCUCGCUGUCACAUGGCUGUUGCUGGGUUCAGGCUCAAAGGACGAGGACCUCUAGAUGUGCAUUCUGCAGCUUUGGCUGCCGACAGUCUCAAUGAGGCCGCGUCCUAUUUCUCCAAGCUGAACUGUAAGGAGCGUCUUCGGGACGUCCACUACCUCCAGGCGCAGCUCUACCACUCCCUGGGGCAGACGUCACAGAGCAACAAAAGCGCCAUGAACUUCAGGCUGCUGGACCAGGAGCUGCAGUCCCCAGCACCCCCGGUCUUCCUGCAGCUCUAACGGAUGUUCUCUUCACAAUACCGGCAGACCUGCUAAAUUAUCUCAUGAGGGGAUGCAUCUGACUGCAGUCGCUGCGCCUCACCAUUAAGUUGAGCUGAAGCAGUGUCCGGAUUUUUCUCAGCACAAAAACAUCUCAUCUGAAAUAAUUUGCAUAGUAGGUUGUCAAAGAACAUGCAGAACACAAGGUCACAGUUUAUAUUUCAGCAAAACAGUGCCAAGAGUCAUAAAUAAAGAGAAGUAAGCACGGC
Messenger RNA from Fundulus heteroclitus (mummichog), 2546 nucleotides. RefSeq names its product anaphase promoting complex subunit 5 (gene anapc5). Gene Ontology annotation, cellular component: anaphase-promoting complex. The record is from RefSeq and is a predicted model, not a curated record. Gene Ontology annotation, biological process: protein K11-linked ubiquitination; positive regulation of mitotic metaphase/anaphase transition; anaphase-promoting complex-dependent catabolic process. NCBI's taxonomy places the organism in Eukaryota, Metazoa, Chordata, Actinopteri, Cyprinodontiformes, Fundulidae. The transcript has 17 exons. The coding region runs from base 1 to 2298 and encodes 765 amino acids. Gene Ontology annotation, molecular function: protein binding.